AUGGCCCAGGCCACUCAGGACCAGGGAGUAAUGGGGACAUCUGACCAAGAUGAAGACUCUCCAAACAUGAUUGUCUACAGGAAGAUUGAGGAUAUCAUUACCCGGAUCCAGGAUGAGACGGAAGGCGUGCCAAUAAGAACAGUCAAGAGUUUCCUGACCAAGAUUCCCAGUGUGGUUACAGGCUCAGAUAUUGUACAAUGGCUCAUGAAAAACCUCUCCAUUGAUGAUCCAGCUGAAGCCAUUCACAUUGGGAGUCUGAUAGCUGCCCAUGGCUAUAUCUUUCCCAUCUCUGAUCAUGCACUCACACUGAAGGAUGAUGGGACAUUCUACCGAUUCCAGGCUCCAUACUUUUGGCCAUCAAACUGCUGGGAACCAGAGAACACAGACUAUGCUAUCUAUCUGUGCAAACGGACCAUGCAGAAUAAGACCAGAUUGGAGCUGGCUGACUAUGAGGCAGAAAACCUGGCCAGACUGCAGAGGGCAUUUGCGAGGAAGUGGGAGUUCAUCUUCAUGCAAGCUGAGGCUCAGGUCAAGAUCGAUAGAAAAAAGGACAAGACAGAGAGAAAGAUUUUGGAUAGCCAGGAGAGGGCCUUCUGGGAUGUUCAUCGGCCUGUGCCAGGCUGUGUCAACACUACUGAGAUGGACAUCAGGAAGUGCCGUCGCAUGAAGAAUCCCCAGAGAGUCAAGAAGUCUGUGUAUGGACUGGCUGAUGACACUCAGUCACAGAGUCCCGUACACACAGCCUCACAACACACCAGGAAGGACACGAAAGAAGAUGUCGAAAAAGAGAUUUUAUUUUUGAACACACAGUUGGACAGACACUGUAUGAAAAUGUCCAAAGUGGCAGAAAGCCUGAUGGGAUACACAGAGCAGUAUUUGGACUACGACCCGUUUCUGUCGGUGCCAGAACCAUCCAAUCCCUGGAUCAGUGAUGAUUGUACAUUCUGGGAGCUGGAGGUCAGUAAGGAGCCGAGCCAGCAGCGGGUCAGAAAGUGGGGUUUCUCAUUGGACGAAGCGCUGAAGGAUCCAGUUGGUCGUGAUCUGUUCCUGAAGUUCUUGGAGUCCGAGUUCAGCUCAGAGAACCUUCGGUUCUGGUUGGCAGUACAGGAUCUAAAAAGGCGCCCCCUGCAGGAAGUGCCAGCUCGUGCUCAGGAGAUCUGGCAGGAGUUCCUAGCUGAGGGGGCACCAAGCUCCAUUAACUUGGACUCACACAGUUACGAGCGCACCAGUCAGAACCUCAAAGACCCUGGACGUUAUAGCUUUGAGGACGCACAAGACCACAUCUACAAACUGAUGAAGAGUGACAGCUACACCCGCUUCUUACGCUCCAACGCCUACCAGGACCUCCUGCUGGCAAGAAAGAAGCCUGAAACCGAACAAGGCAGGCGCACCUCACUGGAAAAGUUCACACGCAGCGUGGGCAAGUCACUGACUGGCAAGCGUCUGACUGGCCUAAUGCAGUCCUCCUGA
Messenger RNA from Chanos chanos (milkfish), 1470 nucleotides. RefSeq names its product regulator of G protein signaling 6 (gene rgs6). The coding region runs from base 1 to 1470 and encodes 489 amino acids. Gene Ontology annotation, cellular component: cytoplasm; neuron projection. The record is from RefSeq and is a predicted model, not a curated record. The transcript has 17 exons. Lineage: Eukaryota; Metazoa; Chordata; Actinopteri; Gonorynchiformes; Chanidae. Gene Ontology annotation, biological process: regulation of G protein-coupled receptor signaling pathway; intracellular signal transduction; positive regulation of GTPase activity. Gene Ontology annotation, molecular function: GTPase activator activity.